UGGCGCACUUGCGAAAGGUGGAUAGGUUUCUAUAAUAAAGUUUGUUUUGUGCGGUGAAGUGUAAAGGUGGUUAUCUUGAUGCCGUACCGCAGGCGUUGCUCCGUCAAAAUGCCGGAUUUCGAUGACGAUGUGACCGUCGUUGAUGUGUACGAUUUGGCUUCGGACAUUGGAAAGGAAUGUGAAAUAAUUAUCGAGAAGUACGGCCCUGAGGCUGUGACUGCACUUCUACCGAAGGUGAUAAAUGCUCUAGAACUUCUGGAGAACUUGGCAGUACGCAACGAAAAAGAGAACCAGGCGUUACACGAAUUGACAGCGAAAAUAUCCCAGUUAGAAAACGACAAGAUCGAAAAGGCAGAAUACAGACAACGAUUCGAAAAGGAAAUAGAGGCAAUCGAGGAGCAAUGGAGGACGGAAUCGGCCGAGCUGGUCACGGCCGUCGCGCGGCUACAGGACGAGAACAAGCGGCUGCGGCGCACGGUCAACUCGCCCGCGGACGGUGAGUUCGGAAAAUGUACAAGCGCACCGCCAUCACCAGCCAGAGAGCACGACCAAGAAGUGCUAUCCCGGCUUAGUAGCACGGCGGAGAAACAGCGCGCCACGCUCCGCCACCAAGAGCUGCAACUGCAAGAGAAACAGCAGCUUAUUGAUAGUUUGACGAAUCAAGUAGAAAAGUUGGCGCAGGUCAGCCGAGAUCUCCGUAGGAAGCAUAAGCAGCUACAAAAUCAGAUGCGCUUAGUAUGUGAAGAACGUACGGAGCUAUCGGCCAUCGUCCAAUCGCAACAGAGAGAUAUCGCCGCGUUACAGCAAGCGGACGCACAGAACAAGAAGUGCGCGUCAUGCGGCGUCGCAUUCGAGGGCACGGACGACGAGGACCAAUCGUCGAAGCCGACGUUCAGCGUGCGGGAGUUGCGCGCUAUACUACACGAGCGGAAUGAGCUCAAGCUGAAGCUGAACCGUGCUGAAGAGCAGCUGCAAGCGCUUCAAGCGGAGCCGCAACCCGACAGCGGUUCCGACACAUCGCCAUCCCUCGGCAGCGUGGUCGCAGACGACGAAGCGCCGGUACAAGGUCCUCUCCCCGCGGAGCCAGACGACGCGCCGUGGAAACGCAAUAGUGGGAUAAGGAAGUUGUUCUGGCUGGCGACUUGGCGCGCGGAAGGCAGACGGUCGCCGCCACCAAGGAUCUCUUUCGGCCCAUGGUAUUAAUGCCAAUAAGAUGGCAUAAAUUGCUGAACAACUGUAUAUUCAUGAAUCCGUCAUGGAAUGAGAGCUAAUAUCUUCGUUUAUUUAGCAUUUUUCAUCCAACGCAUAGUAACUAUUCGCUUGGGUGACAAAUUCAAUCAAUAAUGGACUUAACUCUAUUUCAAUACAUUUGAUAGUGUGCCAUCUUCGAAGUUUCUGGAAUAAUUUAAUAAAAUAUCAAUACAUGCUCAUCACACUAUAAAAUGUUUUAACAUAUCAACGUUCUCAAGUGCACGAGCUUGCACUCAUGUAAACCAAAUCUUGAAUUCUUUCUUCAUAUUAUAUUGUGUACUAUAUUCUAUUCAAAGUUUGCAUUGCCACAUAGUCGUGAAAUGUCAACUUAUUACAACCAAUAUUUAUAAGCAGUGUAUCGCUAGGCGCUUCAAUUUCGUAUCAUACACACGCAGUCGAAUUAAUGAUAAUAUGGAAUAAUUUUAUAUAAUUAAUUUUUAAUUUAUUAUGGCCUAAUAAAUGUGAAUUCUUCAAAUUUGUUUUUAUCAUUUGACCAUCAUAAAUUUGUAGCCAUUUACUAAGUAUUAAGUUACCAAAUAUAAAAUCCGAAUGAUCAUUUCGAUAUUAUUUAUUUAUACUAUUCUCUCUUCGUAACGACAAAGACAAUUAGAUUAUAGACUAGAAAGUUAUAGAACAGUUCUUCCAUUCAUAUAGGAGGGUAGUUGUAAAGUGUCACAAAACAUUACAAUAGAACUCGACUAGACCAUGUGCCUCAUACAGUCUGUUAUCACAUUUUAUCUUAUAGUAUUUUGUAGGAAGUUAAAGAUAGUGUAAGAAUUGUGCGGACCAUAAUGCCCGCUAGGAUAAGUAAAUGUAAUCAUUCCUAUGGCUUGUUUUAUAAAUCUGUUUGUCGUCUGUUUUGCUGUGAACGCGGUAUAAACGCUGGCGGUUAUAACGUGACGUUGAGAACAUCGUGAUUAGGUACGUUGUUUUUUAGAUAGGUAUGUACACCUUUUGAAUUUUUUUUUAUGUUUGACUUUUUGUUAAUAAUCCUAUCAAUGUGAAUAAAUAAGGGUAGAAUGUGGGCUGAAUAUUUUGAUUUGACAUUGCAAUGAGUCCUAUAAAGGCGACGAAGUAAAGGCACGUCUUAUGACAUCUCUUUUUGCGAUUCUAUUUUGACAAUUUAGAGGCUGUGCGACAAGGAUAGAUAUUGCAAAAUAUUAAUUGCAUCUUAUUUCCUUGGAUGCUAUUUAUAUAUUUAUUAUUAUUCUUAUAAAGGUGUGCCCUUUAGUGUCAAAUAUAUUUUAUCGACGACAGACAGAAGUUUAAAAUGAGCAAUAAUCGUUAUUAAUAUAUUUUAUAAUGGCAUAAUUCCUUCGAUGUCAAUAAUGCUAGUCACAGUACUACUGGGUACUAGAGUUAAGAAAUGUUUUGGCAUUAUGGCGGUGUGUUAGUGUGUUUGUAUGUCAAUUACACGGAGAUAGGGAACUUUGGGUCUUAGUUUUCUCACAUAAACUUAUCGCUAUUGACGACAUACUUAGCAUAAGAUUAUAAUAUAUCAAUGCGUAAAGGACUAAUUUUGAAGAAGUCAGUCUUUUACGUAUAGCUUACAUUUUAUCACGUAUUUUAGUUUCUCACCUAUUUCCUAGUGGUGCUGACAAAUGUUAUCCAAACAUUAUGUCGUUUUGAUUUAUGUAAGAAAACUCAAAGAUCCGACUGAAGCAAACAGAAACAAACUAACAUGUCGCCAUUUUAGUUUAUCAAAUCACAAUAUUAUUGGGUAUUUGGGAACAUCAACACUAAAAUCUAUAAUUUCAUUAUUAUUUUCAAUGUUAUGAAACUUCUAGAAUAAAACUGAGACAAUUUAUGGUAUCUAUUGUGAUUAAUGUUGACGGUGUCAAAAUUAAAAUAUGUUUAUAUUA
This is a messenger RNA of Colias croceus (clouded yellow), 3113 nucleotides long. RefSeq names its product RILP-like protein homolog (gene Rilpl). NCBI's taxonomy places the organism in Eukaryota, Metazoa, Arthropoda, Insecta, Lepidoptera, Pieridae. Gene Ontology annotation, biological process: cilium assembly. The transcript is spliced from 9 exons. Bases 79 to 1203 code for a protein of 374 amino acids. Gene Ontology annotation, molecular function: protein dimerization activity. The record is from RefSeq and is a predicted model, not a curated record. Gene Ontology annotation, cellular component: cytoplasm; ciliary basal body.